Molecule: messenger RNA, 985 nt
Organism: Photinus pyralis (common eastern firefly)
Lineage: Eukaryota; Metazoa; Arthropoda; Insecta; Coleoptera; Lampyridae
Exons: 6
Coding region: 213-959 (248 amino acids)
Source: RefSeq, a predicted model, not a curated record
GAGCACCAAGGAAAAAUCGGUGCUUCAACUGCGCAGAAGUGGGGCAUCUAAGGGAUUAAUGUCAAAAAAAUUGGAUACUCUUUCAUUAGAAGGCCAUAUGCCUUCCAAAAAGGUAUCAAAGUCAUACUAGCGUGAAGUGUGCUACAUUGUAUGUUGAACUGGGAAAUUAAUAUGUCUAUAAAAAGGAAUGUUCCGGCAUCCACGAUAACACAAUGACUGUAAGGUGUGUACUAAUUUACCUCACCAUUAUUUCCGUCUCGGCGUUGAAGCUACCUGACGAGCUUCCCAGGUGUAAGCGCAAGGAUGCCAAACUGAAUGACUGCAUCAAGUCGGCCUUUGGACCAUGGCAGGCCACUCUGGCGAAAGGGCUACCCGAAUUUCGAACGCCCUCUAUUGCGCCACUCAAAAUUGAAAGCAUGUCCAUUGGAGAGGGUACCGGUCCAGUCAAACUAGUGCAAAAUUACACGGACGUAAGGUACUACUAUUACGAGCUGACCACCGUCACGAACCUCGAGGCGACCGUUACAGAUACCGAAUUUAGACUUCGUCUGGAGAUCUUCGCGAAGAACAUCACAUUUUUGGCCAAUUACCAUUUCGAUGGUAAUGUGCUGACCUUUCCAAUAGUAGGUGGAGGGAAAUCCAACAUAGUCAUUGGUGACGUCAAUAUCCCCAUGGAUUUUAUGGGGGAUGUAAUAGAAAGGGAUGGUGAGAAGUGCGUACAAAUUCAAACGGUGAGGGUUGCUUUCAUUCCUGCCACCGUCACCCUCAACUUUGAACGCUUAUUUGGCAGCGAUGACGAAAGGGGGGAGAUUUUGAAUCACAUACUCAACGACCAUGCAAUGGCGAUUUUUAAUGAUGUUAAAGUGGGUUACGAGGAAAGUGUUGGGCAAGUCGUGAGAGAAACUAUAAAUAGUAUAUUCGGAAAAGUGCCUUUCAAGGAUUUAUUCUUAGACAAUUAAUUGCAAAAUAAACUGAUGGCAAGUUC